This is a messenger RNA of Rhipicephalus sanguineus (brown dog tick), 2057 nucleotides long. RefSeq names its product arylsulfatase B. NCBI's taxonomy places the organism in Eukaryota, Metazoa, Arthropoda, Arachnida, Ixodida, Ixodidae. The transcript has 11 exons. The record is from RefSeq and is a predicted model, not a curated record. Bases 16 to 1683 code for a protein of 555 amino acids.
GCAAGAGGCCCAGCCAUGUCUCGAUGGUUCACCACGUGCACACUAUUGGUGGUCGGUGGCGGCAUCGGAGGCUUAGUGGGCUACGGAAUGUACGCUUUAGUUGCGUACAGGCAGCAGCAAGAAAGAAAACCGCACAUCAUCUUCAUACUCGCCGACGACCUGGGUUGGGCCGACGUCAGCUUCCACGGGUCUCCCCAGAUCCCGACACCCAAUUUAGACGCACUGGCCUCUGACGGAGUAGUGCUCAACAACUACUACGUGCACCCCACUUGCACGGCGUCACGCGGUGCACUCAUGACUGGUCUCUACUCGACACGAUACGGUCUGCAGCACAUACCGAUUCAGCCGGGCGAACCAUACGGUCUCGACCUCAAGUACACUCUCCUUCCUCAGCAUUUGAAGAGACUCGGCUACGAGACACACCUCAUCGGAAAGUGGCACCUGGGCAGUUACCGCUACGAGUACACGCCUACCCGGAGAGGAUUCGACUCUUUCUACGGAUUUUACUAUGGGCACGAAGACUACUACACCCACAUGCUCCAUCACUCCCAGGGCGGAAAACAAGCCUCGGGUCUCGACCUAUGGGACGGCACCAACCCCGCACGAGACGCCAUGGGCGUGUACGGCACUGAGCUGUUCACCAAGAAAGCAGUGCACCUCAUCGAGAAUUUGGACAAGUCAAAGCCUCAGUUUCUGUAUCUGAGCCACCAGGCGCCCCAUUCUGGAAACUAUGAUGAUCCACUUCAGGCGCAGAAGAAGAACGUGCGCAAGUUUCCUUACAUCGGCGAACAUAACCGGACUGUCUACGCCGGGAUGGUUGACUCGCUGGACGAGGCCGUCGGAAGCGUGGUGCGAGCGCUGGGUGAAGCCGGCAUGCUGCAGGACAGCGUGAUCGUCUUCAGUGCCGACAACGGCGGCGUGCCCUGGGGUUACAUGGCCUCGCGUGGCAUCAACUGGCCGCUACGCGGCGCCAAGUCCUCUCCCUGGGAGGGCGGAUCCAGGGCAGCCGCUUUUGUGUGGUCACCGCUGCUGGACAAACGUCGCCGCGUCUCUGAGCAACUCAUGCACAUCACCGACUGGCUGCCCACAUUCUACGCUCUUGCCGGGGGUUCUACGAGCGACCUGGGACAACUGGACGGCCUGGACAUGUGGGGAGUGCUAUCUCGAGACGAGCCUUCUCAGCGUUCCGACGUCGUCUACAAUAUCGACCCUUUGUGGGACUACGCAGCCAUACGGAGGGACAACUUCAAGAUUGUCGUAGGUUCCCGCGGCGGCGGUAAAUUCGAUCAACGUUUUCCUAUUCCAGGAGGACAGAGGCCAUCGCCUAACCUAGAAGAGCUUAUGGAAAGAAGCCUCGCCGCACAGGCGCUGAGAGCCCUGUACGGCAAGCAGGAUCUGGGUUUUGCUCCAGACUGGAGGGCCAACACCUCACUGAGUUGCCUGGGAGAACAGUGCGGCGACCAGUCAUGUUUCCAGUCAGCUGACAAUGUGUUUCUUUUCGACAUGGACAAGGACCCUUGCGAGUGCAACAACCUGGCCUCCACGCACAAGCAGGUACUCGACUCAAUGAACAAGGUCCUAGAAGAAUACAGAGCGCAGACUGUUCCUCCUAUAAAGCCUGCUGUGGACCCAGCAUCGUUCCCCGAAAACCACGACGGAACAUGGGCUCCUUGGGUUGACUGAAAGAGCUGAUGCGCCUAAACCUUCACGUUGGAUUGCGAUGCUUUCAACGUAUACCACACAUGAUCCGUACUACACGACAAGCGCAGGGGAGAGAAUGGCAGCAAAUUUGUAUCUUUGCUGAACGAUAUGUGUAUGUGUGUCCAGAGAGAAAAGCAAAUGAAAAUGUGGGGGCUGCCCGCACCACCCUGAGGUACGAGCUUAAGCCAAUUGAAAAAUAAAUGAAUAGGGAAAAUUUCCCAAACAGCGUUUAACAAAAAGCCAAUUUUAAAAAAAAAAUAGAUAAUUAGGGGCUAAGAAAGCAGAACACAGUCGAAAGGACGUCAAUGCUAAACGUUAGGCUGAUUAAAUGUUAAACCCUGAGUUAUAAAUAAUUA